This is a messenger RNA of Impatiens glandulifera, 747 nucleotides long. Its product is annotated as solute carrier family 35 member F2-like. The coding region runs from base 1 to 747 and encodes 248 amino acids. The record is from RefSeq and is a predicted model, not a curated record. Gene Ontology annotation, molecular function: transmembrane transporter activity. NCBI's taxonomy places the organism in Eukaryota, Viridiplantae, Streptophyta, Magnoliopsida, Ericales, Balsaminaceae. Gene Ontology annotation, cellular component: membrane. Gene Ontology annotation, biological process: transmembrane transport. The transcript is spliced from 8 exons.
AUGAAUCGCUUCAAUGGCGAUAAUCUCUGUUCUUCGUCUUCUUCAUCAAUAAUCUCAUCAGAUUUCAAUCUUCUUCAUAUCAAAAUCCUCAACAAUGUUGUUACAAACACUCUUCGUGUUGUUACUUGGACAGAUCGUCUCCUUCACAGUCGCACUAAUGAGUUUCACCGCCUCUUACUCUGCAAAUCUAGGUGUCUUGGUAUUGAAAUUGGAAUUGGAUUUGAUUUGAUUUGUGCAGUUAAUAAGGCGUAUGAAUAUUCGCCGAUUACGAGUGUGACGAUAUUGAGCUGUUGUGCGAUUGCUUGGGCGAUUGUUUUGACAUGGAUUUUUCUUGGGACUAAGUAUUCGUUUUGGCAACUUUUUGGAGCUGUUCUUUGUGUUCUUGCUCUUGGUUUAGUUCUCUUCUCCGAUGCUGCUGAUGCUUUACUCGAUAAUUCAGGAGGUGGCUUGUUGUCAUUUCUUGGUGAUGGCAUGGUUAUUGCGGGUACUCUGUUUUUUGCAAUGAGUAAUGUUGGUGAGGAAUUUUGUGUGAAAAACAGAGACCGAGUUGAAGUUGUAUUUAUGGUUGGUUUGUAUGGUCUCAUUGUUACCAUUGUUCAAAUAUUCUUUUUAGAGAGGAAGAGUCUUGAAUCCCUCCAAUGGUCACCAGAAAUUGUGUUAUGUUUUGCAGGAUAUGCUAUUUCAAGUUUCACACUCUAUUCUCUCAUUCCUUACAUUUUAAAGGCAGUAUUUAAUUUACUAUAUUAA